Messenger RNA from Tetranychus urticae (two-spotted spider mite), 2279 nucleotides. RefSeq names its product nucleolar protein 6 Mat89Ba (gene Mat89Ba). The record is from RefSeq and is a predicted model, not a curated record. NCBI's taxonomy places the organism in Eukaryota, Metazoa, Arthropoda, Arachnida, Trombidiformes, Tetranychidae. Gene Ontology annotation, cellular component: CURI complex; small-subunit processome; UTP-C complex. Gene Ontology annotation, biological process: tRNA export from nucleus; rRNA processing.
UAUAAGAAAAAACAUGUGAUUUUUGGCAUGUUCAAAACAUAAUGUUUUCAAAUUCACUUUGAUUUAAAACUAAAUUUUUGUUUAUUUAACAAUGGACGGAGAUCAAUCUAAAACUUCAUCUAAUUCAGAUUUCAACGAAAAAUUUGACAUAAUUAUAAGCAUCCUUAAGGAUUCCAUCAAAGAAAAAAAGUCUUCUAGUACCAAAAAGAUUGUCAAUUUAUUAAAUAAAGCUCUUGGUGAUAAAGUUGUACUCAUUGAACAUGAAUACGUUAAGCCUUAUUUAAGAAUUGGUCUUAUUGUUGACCAAGAACAUUGUUUUGAAACCAUUAUAAAGGGCCCAUCAGCUGAUGAACCAGAGGCAAACGAAUUUCGUGAAUUUUGGGGAGAAAAAUCGGAAUUAAGAAGGUUUCAAGAAGGAUCCAUUAGAGAAACUGUGUUUUGGAAAUGUGACACUGCCGCUGAUAAACGUGCAAUUAUUGGAAAAAUUGUAAAAUACAUUUUGCAAAAACAUUUAGGAAUUCAGAAAAAGUUGGUCACAAUCUCUGGUUCACAAUGUGACUCUUUUCUUUGGCCUGGAAAACUUUCGAUUCCUGGUUAUGGAACUGGUGAAGAAGCUAACCAGAAUAUAGUAUUUAAUUUCGAUAGUUUCGCUAAAAAGUUGAGAGGCUGUAAAGAUUUGCCCUUAACCUUAUCAUCAGUUCAAGGAGUGUCGCCAGCUUUUCGUGGUACAGAGGUUUUCCCCAAUCCAUCUGUCUUGCCUAAAUAUCAACAAAGAUUAUAUUCCAACAAAGAAAAUUGUUUUACUUUUCGGGAAAAUACAGACAAUGUUCAUCCGAGUUAUAUUGAGCCAGUCGAUGUUAUUAUUCAUUUCGAGACGAGUGGUAAAUGGCCUUCAGAACUUGAAGCCUUAAAAAGAGUAAAAGCAGCUUUCAUAAUUGAAUUGGCCGAGUUAUUAUCUAAUCAGUAUGGACUAAUGUGCAAACCCCAAAAAAGAUAUCUGGAUGUAUGGCAUGAAGGGGUUGUUUUCAGGGUACACAUAGCAUGUAAUAAAGAAGUCCAUCUAAUGAAAAAUAUUAUUACAUCUGAAGGAGUCGUUAAAACUAUUGAAUCCAAAGAAGCUGAAAGAUUGAAUCAAUUUCAGGUACACUUACCCAUUAUAUCAAGUGCAUUGGGUAGUGUGAAUUCUCGUUUUUCUGCCUUCAGCUCUGUUACUCGUUUAGUGAAGUGUUGGUUAUCCAGACAUUUAUUAUGGGAUAAUAUUGAUGAAAUUUCAGUUGAAUUAAUGGUCGCUUACCUUUUCCUGCAUCCAUCUCCGUACUCAGCUCCAAUGUCUCCGCUCACUGGUUUCAUCCGCUUUUUAAAAUUAUUAAUUUCCUUCCCAUGGAAUCGUAAACCUUUGAUUGUCAACUUCAAUGAUCAAUUGAAACUCGAAGAUAUCCGAGAAAUCGAAACUUAUUUCAAAGCGAAUCGAAAUGAAUUGCCUUCAAUAUUCAUUGCUACAUCUUUCGAUAAAAAGAAGUCAAUGUGGACUCAAGAGAAACCAUCAAUUCCAAUUUUCCAACGAUUGGUUUUCUUGGCUAAUAAAUGUUACAAUUACUUGAAUGAUUGUAUUGAUACCAUUGAUAAGGCCGAUUUUCAGCCUUUGUUUCACACAUCCACGAAGAUUUAUGAUCUGACGAUAACUUUGGAGAAAAAGCAUGUUCCAAAUUUUCAUCUCAACCUUAGUUUCAUUCGGACCAACAAAAUAUCUGAAAAACAAUUGCAGUCAAUGACAAAGACCAAGGAUAAAGAAUCAAUUGAAUAUUUCCCGAUUGUUGGUUUCAAUCCAGUUAAACAUUAUUUGGAUACAUUGAAAGCUCAUCUCCACAAUUGCGCUAUUUUCUUUUACGAUAGAUUUGGUGGAACCAAGCUAUACUUAAUCUGGAAACCAAACGCUUUUGAUAACGAGACAUUAAAUAUAUCGGAUUUCACUGAUUGGAAACUGGCUGCCGAAAAAUGUAAAAGUGGCUUUUAUAAUACUUCAUUCAAUGCUGAAGCUGUUCUUGAAGAUUUGUACAUACUUGGCGAUGGUUUAGUGAAAUCUAUCGAUAUAAACGAUUCCUAAUUGACUAGCACCAAAUUAAACAUUUAAAUUAUUAUAACGUAUGGAUGCGAAACUAUUGACUGUUUUCAAUUAUUGAUAUCAUUAUUACGAUAAACAAUUUAGUUUACAAAAUGGAAAAUAAAUUUUGGUUCAAAUAAAAAAGUUGCUAUGGUGAUAAUUUCUGUUUAACUCUUAA